Messenger RNA from Mycena indigotica, 1599 nucleotides. RefSeq lists its product as uncharacterized. Gene Ontology annotation, cellular component: plasma membrane. Gene Ontology annotation, biological process: potassium ion transmembrane transport. The record is from RefSeq and is a predicted model, not a curated record. NCBI's taxonomy places the organism in Eukaryota, Fungi, Basidiomycota, Agaricomycetes, Agaricales, Mycenaceae. The transcript has 6 exons. Gene Ontology annotation, molecular function: potassium ion transmembrane transporter activity. Bases 1 to 1599 code for a protein of 532 amino acids.
AUGUGUGGUGGUCCAAAGUGGAAACGUGAGGUCGUUCAAGACCACAAGUUCGACUUCAUCUCCGUCGCCGACUUCCGUGACAAUGGCUUCAAAAUGCGCUUCAAAUACUUCUUCCUCUUCUUGAUCUUCUUCAAGUCGUUCGCGGUCUAUAUGUCCGACAUAUUCACCGCUGUGACCAUGUUGACGACCAAGAGUUGGUCCAACCAGAUCUUCACCGAGUGCACCGCUCAAACAAAAAACGGUUGUGUCUUCAUCCCUUUCGACACUGGGAAGUGGCUGUUUGUCGGUUGCAUUAUAUUCUCCUUCCUCCUCCUCGGAUAUGAGGCUCGCAAAGCAAAACUCAUCGUUGCCAGCCAUGAUAUAUCAUACGCAUUCACCAACGUGUUGGCCAAUAAUUACUACUCGCUGCGUUCCUAUGACCACUUUUGUUUCUUCGAUCAUAUCAGCAACUCUACGAAAACCAGUGACGACUUUGCUUUCUUCGUCUUCUUCGUCUUCAAGAGUUGGAAGCGAGUUCUCCUGGCUGAUGGUCCUCGCCAGACGAUCAAUGCCCUCACACUAUAUGCGGUCUGGUUGGCCAAGCAUGACAAGGCUGGUUGGGACAUCCGCGGAUAUUUCACUGGCAAUACGAUGUCCACUUCGCUCCUCACAGUCACAACGUUAUUCACAGUCGUCGUUUUCCUCGGCUCUCUUCUCCUUCUUUUGGUGGCUGGCAUCUGUUACAUCCCCCUGUUGUGCUAUAUCCGAGGCAAUCUGAAGGAGUACUGCUGCCAUAAGGUUGACAAGCGCAUUGAGAGUGUCAUCAAGAAGCACCAGAAGAAGCGAUUGGACGAGAACAAGAAACAAGCUAUGAAGGAGGCUCGUGGUGACUACUCCCAUCUCAAGAACAAGAAGGGUGAAUACACCUCCAAGCCCCUUCCUCAACCGACUUUGCCCAAUUUGUCUGUGGACGACGACUUUGAUGACAAAUCAUCGAUGCACACUCGAGUUGCGGCGCCGAGUACCUACACCCAAGACUCGUAUUACUAUUACAACGAGUCGAAGAACAACUUCAAUCCGCCUCCAAUGCCUGCAUAUAACCCUUACUCUGCUCAUCAACCCCAGGAUGGUUAUGCGACAUUUAAUCCAUCGCAACCCACAUUCCAAGGCGACGAAUAUCCAGCUCCAUAUGAGGACGACAGCAAUGUGCAAUUGACAUCUGGCGCAGCGCCAUUCGGCCAUCAAUAUCCCGACCGUCCUGGAACUGCUAACCCGCACUAUCCAGACCGUCCUGGAACCGCCAACCCACACUAUGCGGACAGCUACAAUAACGCGCCGUAUUCCCAGCAACAAUACCCAAUAGACAGACCUGGUUCUGCUGCUCCUUAUGCAGCUUCGAACUACGAUCCCCACGAUGUUUAUUCAGGACGGGCAGUGCCCACUCCCCAACCACGUGCUUCUCCAGCUCCACCUCCUCCAGAUAAUGUUGGCCUGGCGUAUGAUGAAGGGGACGCCUACGGAGGCUACUCUUCGUCUUCCCAGCAACUGCAUCAACAUCAACCCCGGCAACAAUGGCAUAAUCAACCUUACGAUGUGGAGAGAGGCGGAAAUGCGUUUUAA